Messenger RNA from Sesamum indicum (sesame), 579 nucleotides. RefSeq lists its product as uncharacterized. Lineage: Eukaryota; Viridiplantae; Streptophyta; Magnoliopsida; Lamiales; Pedaliaceae. The record is from RefSeq and is a predicted model, not a curated record.
AUGUCAAAAUUGGAUAAAUGUGCAUUGCAGCAGAUCCCAAGAUGUGAAAACGAUAGACCGAAUACAUUGUCUAAGUUCGGAGUCAUCAUGUCGGGUAUAAAAGAUCGAAGGGUCACAGUGAUGACUAGGGAAACAGUAGCGAUUAAGGAAAUUUCAGAGGUGCAGUUAGUAGAUGAAGCUAAAUCGUGGAAAGAGGAGAUCGUGAGAUACUUAAGAGAUGGUGUCUUACCUGAAGAUCCCAUAUUUGCUAAAUGGAUGAAAUUCAAAGCUACUCGCUUCACUUUGGUCGCAGAUCAAUUAUAUAAAAGAACAGUUGACGGAUCAUUGUUGAAGUGUUUGGAUGAUGAAAAGGCUAAUUAUGUGAUAAGAGAAAUUCAUGAAGGAAGUUGUGGAAAUCAAUCUAGAGGGAGAUCGUUGGCUCAGAAGCUUAUGAGGCAAGGAUAUAUCUGGCCGGCCAUGGCGAAAGAUACAAUGGAGUUUGUGAAAAAAUGUGAAAGCUGUCAGAAAUAUGCAUCACUCAUGCACCUAUCGGCAACCCCGAUGGAACUUAUCAAGGUGGCAUCCCCAUCCAAUCAAUAG